AUCACGUGUAUGUCAAAGGGUGGGGCCAACGGUCUCCGGGUGAGGGACGCGGACACAAACAUGGCGCCUUCCCAGGGCUGAGAUGGAUGCAGGCGGCCGGGAUUCCCGGUAGCGUGACGACACAGACAGGAAGCUGCCGGCGGCCAUGACAGGUGCGAGGGGGACGCCAACGCCACGCCCGGGUCUGCUCACAGGGAUGACAUCACGGUGACAUCACCCUCGGCCCUACCCAUGGGCCUGUCACCCGGACAUGCCCGUGACGUCACGACAGGAAUAAUCAGAGCACAGCCGGAAGUCAUCAGCCGAACAGGAAGUGACUGUCAUAACCGGAAGUGGGCAUGUGUCACAGGAAAAGACCGGUUUUGUAACCGGAAGUGACCUCCGCCGUCCCAGGACGGCACCCCGGUCGGGUCCUCCGCACAGGAAGCGCCUCCCCAGGCCUCUCCCCGCCAUGACACACGUGGGUUUCCCCGGGGUCCCCGCGUGGGCGACGCUGUGCUGGGCGUGGCCGGCGCUCUGGUGGGCGUGGCCAGCGGCGUCCGCGUCGUGGGCGUCGGCCCCGCCCGUGGUGAGCACGAGCUACGGGCGCCUGCGCGGGGUGCGGGCGGCGCUGCCGGGGGAGCUGCUGGGCCCCGUGGACCAGUUCCUGGGCGUGCCCUACGCGGCCCCGCCCACCGGCGCGCGCCGGUUCCAGCCGCCCGAGCCGCCGUCGUCCUGGCCGGGCGUGCGCGACGCCACGCGCUUCGCCCCCGUGUGCCCGCAGCCGCUCGACGCGCGCGCGCUGCCCCGCGACAUGCUGCCCGCCUGGUUCGCCGCCAACAUGGACGCCCUGGCCGCCGCCUUCCUGCGCGAGCAGAGCGAGGACUGCCUGUACCUCAACCUCUACGUGCCCGCGGGGGGCGGGGCCGACGACGGAGCCCACGGUAGGAAAAUGGCGGACGACGUCGCGAGUGACUCGGACGGGGGCGACGACGAAGGCGCGCAGCAGCACCAGGACGCCCCCGGCGGGCGCCGCCCCGUCAUGGUUUACAUCCACGGCGGCUCCUACAUGGAGGGCGCGGGCAACAUGGUGGACGGCAGCGUCCUCGCCAGCUACGGCGGCGUCAUCGUCGUCACCGUCAACUACCGCCUGGGCGUGCUCGGCUUCCUGAGCACGGGCGACGCGGCGGCGCGCGGGAACUACGGGCUGCUGGACCAGAUCCAGGCGCUGCGCUGGGUCGGCGAGAACGCGGGGGCCUUCGGCGGGGACCCCGCCCGCGUCACGGUGUUCGGCUCGGGCGCGGGCGCGGCCUGCGUCUCCCUCCUCACGCUCAGCCACUACUCGGAGGGCCUGUUCCAGAAGGCCAUCAUCCAGAGCGGGUCGGCGCUGUCCAGCUGGGCGGUCAACUAUCAGCCGGCGCGGUACGCACGGGCGCUGGCCGAGCGCGUGGGGUGCGCGGGGGGCGUGGACGGCGGGCGGCGCGCGUCUCCCGGUGACGACCCCGACGGCGACCUCCGCGACCCGGCGGUGACCUUCGACCCCGGCCGCGACCCCGCGACGUCAUCAUCGUCGGCCGCGCUGCUCGCCUGUCUGCGCGGGAAGCCGGCGGCGGAGCUGGCGCGCGCGCACGUGACCCCGGCCGCGUACCACGUGGCGUUCGGGCCGACGGUGGACGGUGACGUCAUCCCCGACGACCCGCAGAUCCUCAUGGAGCAGGGCGAGUUCCUCAACUAUGACGUCAUGCUCGGGGUCAACCAGGGCGAGGGGGCGGGGCUGGUGGGCGGGGCCGGGGACGGCGGGGGCGGGGACGGCGUGGAGGAUGACACGGACGGGGGCGGGGCCGGGGGCGUGUCCGCGGGCGAGUUCGACCUGGCGGUGGCCGCGUUCGUCGACGACCUCUACGGCGGCGGCGGCCAUGACGGCGGCCAUCUUGGCGGCGGCCAUCUUGGCGGCGGGCAGGACGCGCUGCGCGAGACGGUGAAGUUCAUGUACACGGACUGGGCGGAGCGCGGCAGCGCGGACGCGCGCAGGAAGACGCUGGUGGCGCUGUUCACGGAUCACCAGUGGGUGGCGCCCGCCGUGGCCACCGCGGAUCUGCACGCGCGCUACGGCUCCCCCACCUACUUCUACGCCUUCUACCACCGCUGUCAUGGCGGCCCCGGGGCGGGCGGCGCGGCGGGCGUGGGCGGGGCCGGCGCGGGGGGCGGGACCGACGGCGACCCCGCCCACCCCGGCCUGUGGGCGGAGUCGGGGGCGGCGCACGGCGACGAGCUGCCCUACGUGUUCGGGGCGCCCCUGGCGGCCGCGGGCGUGGCUGACGUCUUCGGCUGCAACUUCUCACGCGGUGACGUCAUGCUCAGCGCCGUCGUCAUGACGUACUGGACCAACUUCGCCAAGACGGGGGACCCGAACCGCCCGGUGCCGCAGGACACGAAGUUCAUCCACACGCGGCCGAACCGGUUCGAGGCGGUCGCGUGGUCCAAGUACGACCCGCGCGCGCAGCUCUACCUGCACAUCGGGCCCCGCCCGCGCGUGCGCGACCACUACCGCGCCGCCAAGGUCGCGUUCUGGCUGGAACUGGUUCCGCACCUGCACGGCCUCGCCGCCGACCCCGCCCAGUACGGCAGCAGCACCACGCGCGACCCCGCCCGUGACCCCGGCGCGACCUCCACGCGGCGCGCCCCGCCCGCCCGACCCCGCGCGGCCACGCGGCGCCCGGCCGUGACGUCAUCGUCGUCGUCGUCAUCGUCCUCCGCCCAGGGCGCCCCGCCCCCCGCGCCGCCCCCCGCGACCCCGCGACCCCCGGACGGCGCUGCCGUGCUCAUCGAGACGCGACGCGGGGGGCGGGACUACGCGACGGAGCUGAGCGUGACGAUCGCGGUGGGGGCGUCGCUGCUGCUGCUCAACGUCCUGGCCUUCGCCGCGCUCUACUACAAGAAGGACAAGCGGCGCCGCGAGACCAACCGCCGCCCCGCCCCGCCCGCCGGCCACGCCCCCCGCGCCGCCGGCCACGCCCCGGGCCGCGCCCCCGCGCCGUCCGACGGCCCGGCGGGGUCGGGGGUCGCGGCGGGGUCGGGGGUCGCGGCGUGCCCGUCCCGCCCCCCUGACUACGCGCUGACGCUGCGGCGCUCGCCCGAUGACGUCGCGCUCCUGCCCGGGCCCCCGCCGGGCGCGGCCACCACCGUCAUCCCCGGGUCGCUCGCGGGCGCCGCCGUGCACGGGUUCAACGCCUUCGCGCCCGCGGGGCCCGGGGCGGGGGCCGCAGCAGGGCGGGGCCGUGACGUCACACGGACACUCCACCACGCGGGUAUAGCGGGCGGGGCCGCGGCGGCCGUGGUGAUGGCGUCGCCCCUGGGAUGCACCGUGCGUUCCCAGGAUGCACCGGGGUCACCCGCCAAGCCCCGCCCCUUCCCCACGGACAGCAGAGACGUCUCCUCGCUGGGGGAGGGGCAGGGAGACUUGGGGUGGGCGGCGCGGUCCAGAGAAAUCCGGGUGCGACAGGAACAAACCGGUUUGAACCGGAUUGAGCCAGAUUGAACUUGUUUGACCUGGGUAAAGGAACCGGAUUGAACCGGAACGAACCGGUUCUGACGCGGCUCAUCCGGAUUAAACUGAAAACCCGCGCGUUGAGCGACACCGACCGUGGCUUCUCAGGCUCGAACCGGAUUGAGCUGGAAUCAACGAACCAUAUUGGGCUGCACCGAUCUGGAUUGAACCGGACUCUGACCCCGCCCUAGACCCCGCCCUGAGGUCGCGGCUGGGAGCCCCGCCCACCUCCGCUUCCCACGGCGUUGUGGGUGGGGCGCGCGCAGUGUGGCCCCGGAGACCCUGGU
This is a messenger RNA of Apodemus sylvaticus (European woodmouse), 3813 nucleotides long. Its product is annotated as neuroligin 4-like. Gene Ontology annotation, biological process: synaptic vesicle endocytosis; neuron cell-cell adhesion; postsynaptic membrane assembly. NCBI's taxonomy places the organism in Eukaryota, Metazoa, Chordata, Mammalia, Rodentia, Muridae. Gene Ontology annotation, molecular function: signaling receptor activity; neurexin family protein binding. The record is from RefSeq and is a predicted model, not a curated record. Gene Ontology annotation, cellular component: synapse; cell surface; postsynaptic specialization membrane.